CAUAUUGGUGCAGUCGUUGCAACUUUUCUUUUCAACAAUGAACGUAUUAUACAAGCAGUGGACAUCUUUAACGAAUGUUUGGUGCUCCUUAACGGUAAAGCCCUAGAGACAAGCAAAGAACAUACCACAACACUUGUUAUCUAUGUAUACUAUAAACUUUUUCAUGGCUAUACUCUUAUCUACGAUCACACCCGUGCGGUAGAAUGUGGUAAAAAGCUUCACGUGAUACUACACAAUAGUGGCCGAAAAGAAGAAGAAGGGGUGAUAUUACUUAGAAUAGCGAACAUCAACCAUCAAAUAAGUAAAUACAAGGAUGCAAAACAGUUUUACGAGAAGGCACUCGGCAUCAUGAUUCAGGCUGGAAAUAAUCGCGGAGUUGGAAUAUGUUACGGAAAUCUAGGAACUGUGUUUAAAUCUGUUGGUCAAUAUACCAAGGCUGAAGAAUACCUUCAAAAAGCACUAGUGAUCAGGAAAGAAAUUGGUGACAAAGGAGGAGAAGCUGCAGAUUACGGAAAUCUAGGAACUGUGUUUAAGUCUGUUGGUCAAUAUACCAAGGCUGAAGAAUACCUUCAAAAAGCACUAGUGAUCAGUAAAGAAAUUGGUGACAAAGAAGGAGAAGCAUUAGCUUACGGAAAUCUAGGAACUGUGUUUAAGUCUGUUGAUCAAUAUACCAAGGCUGAAGAAUACCUUCAAAAAGCACUAGUGAUCAGGAAAGAAAUUGGUGACAAAGAAGGAGAAGCAUCAGCUUACGGAAAUCUGGGAACAGUGUUUUUAUCUGUUGGUCAAUAUACCAAGGCUGAAGAAUACCUUCAAAAAGCACUAGUGAUCAGGAAAGAAAUCAGUGACAAAGAAGGAGAAGCUGCAGAUUACGGAAAUCUAGGAACUGUCUUUAGAUCUGUUGGUCAAUAUACCAAGGCUGAAGAAUACCUUCAAAAGGCACUAGUGAUCAGGACAGAAAUCGGUGACCAAAACGGCUUAGCAUCAGCUUACGGAAAUCUAGGAACUGUGUAUAAGUCUGUUGGUCAAUAUACCAAGGCUGAAGAAUACCUUCAAAAGGCACUAGUGAUCUGUAAAGAAAUCGGUGACAAAGUUGGUGUUGGAGCUUUAUACUUAGAGCUUGGAAAACUUUGUCGAGAAUUUCAGCUUAAUGCGAAGAGUCAAGAAUUUGCUAAUAACGCACUGGAGAUAAGUUACGAAAUAGGGGACAUUGAAAUGCAGUUUAACAGCCACCUCACCAUUGCUUUAAACGCGUUAGUGGCAGGAGGAAUCAAUUGUCAGAAAAGUACUCUGUGGAUAAAGGGGUAUCAGUCAACCCACAGUCAUGGAUUGGUAUUGAGAACAUCAUGAACAAAAAUGCACUUAGUUCUUGUCUUUUUGUUUCCUGCUUCGAUGAUAAUAUGUCUUUUUGGAUCCUCAAGCCAAACAAAAUAAUACAUUUUCGACAAAAGACACUUCAAGAAAGUGCAGAUAUAGUGUUUGGAAAUCAGACAUUUGGUGACUCUCUUGAUUUACGUCAAGACCAAUGCGAAGAUCGAUCAUUGUUGUCAUGUGUAAGUUCCCCGCCACCUUGCAAACCAUUUCAGAGUGACAACUUCGAAUCUUUGCGUCUUAUAGAAGAAGAGGAAGACAAAAAUCACGACUCUCAACCCUUAACCCUUGCUGAUGGUUACAACAUGAUAGUAGCUCCUGUAGCUGACUUACUCCAAGAAUCAGAAAUCAUCAUUGUACCGGAUAACUUGUUGUAUCCAAUUCCUUUUGCUGCUUUAAUGGAUGAUAAUGGAAAGUAUUUAUCGGAUUCUUUCAGGAUUCGUAUUGUCCCUUCCUUGACGACUCUUAAGUUGAUUCAGCUCAGUCCAGUAGAGUACCAUAGUAAAACCGGUGCACUGAUCGUAGGAGAGCCAGAAGUUUGUGAUGUAUACUACCAAGGAAAACUUCUACAGUUAAACUCAUUGCCUUGGGCCAGAAAGGAAGCAGAGAUGAUUGGGCAACUGCUCGGUGUUCAACCGUUGCUUGGAAGGGAUGCAACUAAGCAGGCAGUCCUGAAGAGCAUGCAUUCAGUAAGUCUCAUUCACUUCGCUGCUCAUGGUUAUGCCGAACGUGGAGAAAUAGCUCUUUCCCCAAUAAGCUCCUGCGGAACUCCAAACGAAGAAGACUACUUAUUAAGGAUGGCUGAAAUUUCACAAGUUCGACUAACAGCCAAACUGGUUGUCCUUAGCUGCUGUCAUAGUGCAAGUGGUCAGAUAAGGGCUGAGGGAGUUGUUGGAAUCGCUCGAGCAUUUCUAGCAUCGGGUGCACGCGCCGUGUUGGCGGCACUGUGGGCUGUAGAGGACGAAGCUACCAUGUGGUUUAUGAAUCGUUUUUACGAGCACCUUGUUCAUGGUGAAAGUGCAAGUGAAUCUCUUCACCAGGCCAUGAAGUCGAUGAGAGAGAAUCACUUUUCUGACGUCAUGCAGUGGGCACCCUUUAUGCUGAUUGGAGAUGAUGUA
Porites evermanni is the source of this 2486-nucleotide messenger RNA. The record is from the annotation of a GenBank genome assembly. Lineage: Eukaryota; Metazoa; Cnidaria; Anthozoa; Scleractinia; Poritidae.